Paraglomus occultum is the source of this 174-nucleotide messenger RNA. Lineage: Eukaryota; Fungi; Glomeromycota; Glomeromycetes; Paraglomerales; Paraglomeraceae. The record is from the annotation of a GenBank genome assembly.
AUGAGAAGAUUUGGACAGCCACUGCCCAAAAUUGACAAUGACAAUAUCAAGACAUUGGCUAUAGAAAUGGUUAUGGCACCUGACUUUUGCAAGGCAGUGAAUGACAAGUUUUUGCCAACCAGAGGCAGUGAGAUGGAGUUUCUAUUACUAUGGGAUUUUGCUUAUCAACUGUAG